Molecule: messenger RNA, 2907 nt
Organism: Empidonax traillii (willow flycatcher)
Lineage: Eukaryota; Metazoa; Chordata; Aves; Passeriformes; Tyrannidae
Gene: RNF4
Product: ring finger protein 4
Exons: 8
Coding region: 340-918 (192 amino acids)
Biological process (GO): positive regulation of transcription by RNA polymerase II
Molecular function (GO): transcription factor binding; zinc ion binding
Source: RefSeq, a predicted model, not a curated record
UUUGUGCUCCUCACCUGUCCCCCUUGGCAGGUAGCUGGGCACACACACCUGCAGGCACCAGAGCAACUGCGGUGAACUCCUGUUCUCCUGCACAUCAGCAAGUCUUUUGAAACCGACAUUUCUCUGCUCCACUUGCUUUAGAUUCAUCUCAAGCUCUUUGGCUCCCAACUGUUGGAAUCUGAAGGUUUGGAAGAACAUCGUUCUCUGACCCUGAGAAAUCUGGACUUUUUGUCAGUGACCUACUUAAGGGAAUCCAAGGAAUUUACAGUUUUAGCUUCCUUGCCACUACGCUUUUGUUGUGUGUACCUCUUGUUCGGUGGUUUUAGGUCAAGAAACACUAUGAGCACAACUCAACGGAAGCGCCGUGGAGGAGCAGUGAAUUCUAGGCAAGCUCGAAAAAGAAGCAGACUCAUGGCUUCUACUGCAGAAAUGGCAUCAGAAGCAGAGCCAAUAGAACUUGAAGAAAGUGCUGGUGAAGAAGUAGUAGAUCUCACAUGUGAAUCUUCAGAUCCCGUAGUCGUUGAUUUAACUCACAAUGAUUCCGUCGUGAUUGUUGAAGAGAAUCAACGACAAAGGAGAAAUCUUAGAAGCCAGCGACAGUCGGACAGCUGCGUACUGAGUAGCGAUGAUGAAGAUGAAACAAGAGAUAAUGAUGUGUAUGUGAGUGAAAAAGUGUCUCGAGAACUGGGACCACUGGAAGAGGAAACUGAACGCUCUAAGCCGUCUGGUACUGUUAGCUGUCCCAUUUGCAUGGAUGUCUACUCAGAGAUUGUGCAAAGUGGACGACUGAUUGUGUCGACGAAAUGUGGCCAUGUCUUCUGCAGUCAGUGCCUCCGUGAUUCCCUUAGGAAUGCCAACUCUUGCCCAACCUGCAGGAAGAAACUCACUCACAGACAAUAUCAUCCCAUUUAUAUAUGAGUACUUUUACCUCUCAGGACAGUCUCAACUGGAUUUUGGGGGAAAAUGUCAUGUUUUCAGUGCUCCGAAGAUUUAAAGAGCAACAGGUUGUGCACAAAUCCAAAUAAAACUGGUUUGGUUUUUUUUUUUUUUUUUUUUUUGGAGAACAACUUAUAUGUAUCUAGACAACUUUUUAUUAUGGUCCAAGCUGCUUCUUGUUAUGUUCCUUGUUAUAAUCUUUUAUCAAUGACUGUCUAUAAACUAGACCAGCAGCCUAGACCAGGAAGGAAGCAGUUAAUCAAUUUUCUUCUACUUUUUUCUAGUGCUAAAAUGAGGGGGCCUGAAUAUUUUGGUUUUUUCUUACUCUAUAAAUUAUUCCCACCAUCACAUAUAGAUAUGGAAUAGUUUCCUUUUCAGAAGACAGAUUAGCAAUUUACCAUUUAAUUACACUUUUGGUUUUGUCCUGUAAGAAGCUCACAACUUUUUACUUUCCUGCAUGUCAUCUUUGCCCAGGUAGACUAAGUUCUGUACUGGUGGGUUGUGUUUUCAUAAACAAGUCUUAAACUGACAAUGAAGGUUAUGCAAUAAAAUAACCUGCUGUUGAACAACAGUCAGGUGUUUUGAGCAGAAGGCUUGAACAUGUAGAUGUUUUUAUGAACUCCAUGAGAUCUAAAGUACAUAGAAACGUUGCAACAGGUACAAUGCGAAGAUACUUCUUUGACUGUUUUAACUGCCAAGAGUCCCUGUAUUUGAAUCCAAACAUUGAAUUUAUUUUCUAACGGGAUGAGGUGGUCUUUUGGGUUUACUGCUGUGCUGCAACACUCUCUCCUAAUAACUAAUGAGAAUAUAGACUUCUCUAGGCUUCCUAGUGAUGAUCCUCUUGUCAGCUGAAUACCAAACUACCUACAGAUCUUCUUACUGUAUCAACUGUUCCCUGUUUAAUGCUUUGAGUGUGUUUGCUUUGCUGUUCUGUCUGGUUGUUACACUGAUGUCUGCCUGGUAGUAGCCUGGUGCAUAGGAUUGAAAAUUAACUAACCAUACUGCCGUGGAUUUAGGAAGUGGAGGCUUUAAAAGGUUUUUGGUAGCAAUGUUAACUUGAUAGCUUUUUGAUAGAGAAGUUUAAUCAGUCUUUGCCCUGAAGAUUGUCCAGCUUUCUUUAAAUGUUAUUUUUAAAAAGAAGAGAAGGUGGGUAUAUGUCCUAGGAGAGAGAAUUCCUCUAUUUCAGAAGGCAGGAAUAUACCAGUUUAUGCACUGUUAUCAAGUCACUUUUUUUUUUUUUUUCACCCCAGAACUGAGUUGUAAAUGUCUUCUUCAAGCCUGUAAGGAAAAGUGCAAGCUGAUGUAGAGUCCUAGGUGAGCUGAUACAAACAGGUUUAUGUAGACAAGAUGAUUAAAAUCAGUGUUUUAUGAUCCACAUUUGCAGUAGGUGUAUCUGUGAAAAAGUCAAGAAUUAACCUUGGACACCUUUUGGCAGUUGGUUGAUUAUGGAAACCAUUAUAAGAACCAUUUGGUGCCCUGGUGCAGCACAACUGCAGGAUAUGUUAACACUGGUAUUGCAUGUGUCUUUGCUAACCUGUCCUAGAGAUCUGUAGGAAGCCUUUAAUUAAAGCAGCUCUUGCAAUUAGCUGUUUCAAGGUCUCGAAGUUUGCAACCCAAAGUAAAGUUGAUUUUUCUCUUCUUUUUAAAUGAGGAUGUUUAGAGGUGUUUCUGGAUAUAGUAAUGCAGAGUUUUGUUCUGCAAAGGCUGUCUGAAGAAAUGCAGUUCCUUCCCCACUCUGGUUUGAAGUAGCUUUGGUUCAGCACUGUCAGCAGGAGUGUGCAGUUCCUGCAUUGUGGCAGUAGGGUGACUCCUGCAGAGUUACACACAUCCAGUUCCUGUGUGCUCCCACUGGUAAUAAAAACUACAGGCAAGGACUACAGACGUCUUAGGGUAGUGGGGUGACAGUGACGGCUGCAUUUGUGUCUCAAAAAGCAGACAGGCAAUGCUUAAAGCAUUAACUGUGUGAAGAGA